Messenger RNA from Klebsormidium nitens, 1654 nucleotides. The record is from the annotation of a GenBank genome assembly. NCBI's taxonomy places the organism in Eukaryota, Viridiplantae, Streptophyta, Klebsormidiophyceae, Klebsormidiales, Klebsormidiaceae.
ACACAACCCUAGAAUCGGUUUUACAACUUUCAGACGAGGAAGACGAAGGCAAGGCAAGGCAGUUUGCUGGUGACGUCUAGCCCCUUCUGCAGGCGAAGGCGUGGUUCUGACCAACCUGAACUUUUGGCAGGAAGGGCAUCUGACCACUCAGUCUGAGGGGCUCCAAUGGCGGCAACCGCCCUGUCGCCCUCCCUGCGGCUGUCGGCCCACUCGUUUGCAUCGUGCUCUGGACGCGCCGAGAGCCGGCCCAGUUCGCAGCCAUGCGGGGCGUUCACACCUGCAAGGUUGUCAAACAGAAGUAGCAUAUUGUCCGUCUCAGGGCAGCAGGUAAUCGCAGGCAGGGGUGUCGUUACCAAGAGACGGGAAAAUGGCUCCGGUGUCAGGGCGGCCUUUCCAGGGCUAGGGGAUGACUAUCUUAUCCCAGGGGAGUAUGACAUCAGCAGCAUUCCAAGCGAGUUCCGGAGGGAGAACUUGCCAGAAGAGUUGAAGCAGAACUACUCAAACGUGCCUUCCUCCAUGUUUGGCUUGACCACCUCCCAGAUGGAUAUGUUCAUUGACGAGGACAGUGCAAUCUCGCGGACAAAGACUGACCCAAGCAAGCUGAGGGCCAGCGCGUACUACAAAACAGGGGGAGCGUGGAGCCCCGAAAUGGCAGCGGGGGGGGUGGUGAGGCCAAAGGCUAACAUGGGGCUGUCUACCAACAUGUACCGUGGCGGGGGGGGCUACGGAAGGCCCAAGACUGCGCCCCCCGAUCUGCCGUCGCUCCUGCUGGGGGCUAGGAUUUGCUACUUGGGGAUGCCGAUCGUGCCUGCUGUGACGGAGCUGAUUGUCGCAGAGCUGCUGUGGCUCAACUACGACAGCAAAGACAAGCCGAUCUACUUUUACAUCAACUCCCCCGGGACGCAGAACGAGCAGAAGGAGAGCAUUGGCUUCGAGACCGAGGCAUAUGCAAUCGCCGAUACGCUGCUGUAUGUGAAGCCCAAGAUUCACACGCUGGUGAUUGGGCACGCGUUUGGGCAGGCGGCCAUGCUGCUCUCGCUGGGCACCAAGGGCCACCGCUUCGCGCUGCCCAACUCGCGCAUGAAGAUCUACUCGCCCAAGGUCAACCGCUCCAGCGGGUCCGCCAUUGACAUGUGGAUCAAGGCCAAAGAGCUGGAGGCCAAUACUAAGUACUACACGCGUCUGCUCGCGUUCGGCACCGGGAAGAAGCCGGAGGAGGUGCGGGAAGACAUCAAGCGCAUCAAGUACUUUGACGCCAAAGAGGCCAUCGAGUAUGGUCUGGUAGACAAGGUGGUGGAAGACAGCAAGCUCCAGGCUGAGAAAAGGGAUUACGAUCAGAUGAUGCUGGAGGGUAAGAAGAUGCGUGGGGAGGUCGUCAAGCCGGGUCAGUCGAGCGGGCUGGUAAAGGCCAAGCCUUCUGGUCCCCGGCCUUCUCCGGCCGUUCGGUAGGAAUGCACAGAUUGUGCCGUAAUUCGAUGUUGGAUACCAAGAUCAUGACUGGAAGGUACUGGACAAACGCUCCCAGAUCCUAGCCACAGCAUAAGCAAGCGGAUCUCAGUGGUUGAUAGAGAGCUUGCUCGACUUUCUGCUGACAACGCUGUACAUUACAAUUCUAUCGUGCAUUCCGAUUCUAUGCAUGGUCCUUUCAAAAUAG